Molecule: messenger RNA, 1455 nt
Organism: Parastagonospora nodorum SN15
Lineage: Eukaryota; Fungi; Ascomycota; Dothideomycetes; Pleosporales; Phaeosphaeriaceae
Exons: 2
Coding region: 1-1455 (484 amino acids)
Source: RefSeq, a predicted model, not a curated record
AUGAAUCCACGCAAGAAUCAGCAUACCAACAUCAUCGAUGACCUCGAUGCGAUUUCUUUGGCGCAGCAGGGCGGGAAGCGCAAGACCGCACCCAAGAAGAAGAAGGAGAAGACAGGAGGCGCCGGUGCUUCUGGCCCGUCAAUUUCUGGCAGCUCGAAAGCGAGGUCUGGAAAGAAGAAGGCUUCUCCAAGAGCAACAGGACUACGUUUCUAUGAGAAGAACGGCGUGAAGGUUCCGUUGUACGAGAAGAGCGGUAAGAAGAGGGGACAUGCCCGUCUCGCGAGCAGCUUGCGCAACAAAAACACCGACUUCUUACUCGACCUUGUUGGAGAGUAUGCUGGCGCGACUACGAGGAAAUGGUUCAAAGACGCAGACAAAACUAAAGCUGAGAUGGCGGACUGGAUCGAGGAGCAGGAAACCUAUGCGCUAGGUCCGAAUCCGCUCAGCAAAUUGGACCUAAUAGUGCCCGCGGAGGAUGCCCUCUGGACCGAUUCUACACCUGCACUAAUGACCUACAAGGGGAAAGGGAAGGGAUUUGCCCCCAUUGAUGCGCCCAUUGAUAGGCGCCCGGGACGAACAGUAAAGAGUAGAAUACAUGCUCGCACUCCAGAGGAGCAAGGUACGAAACGCAAACGUGACAACACGAUCGAGCCAGCGCAGACUUCGGAGCAAAUAAUAAAGAAAUUGAAGGCCCAUCAAGCGCGUGGAAGAUUGGCUAAGCAAUCAGCCGCAACAGACAUAAAACCCACGGCCCAGUCGAAGGACGAGCGCCGCAAGUCCCGGAUCGAAGAGAAGAUGGCAGAGUUCAGCAAGACCGCCAACAUUCCCAAGCUUUCCAGCGCAGCACAGGAGCAAACGCCGGAGGAAGAGGUUAGACUCAAGGCUGAAGAUCUGAAGGCCCACAAUACGAUAAUGGAGAGUAAGAUGGCCUAUCUGGGCAUGCAUCCAGACAACGCGGGCACCUCCAGCAGGGUGGUCAACCUCCCAGAAGAGGGAGAGGAUAGGGUCCUGACUGCAGUCACGAACCCGUAUACCAAGAAGCAUGUCCUUCACGACACAGCCAUACCGCAUGACCGGACCCAGUUUCAAGCUCCGCAGGCUCUACGUGCCGAAAAGCCCUUCCUCAAGAACGGCAAACAUGGCCGCGGUGGAGACUUUGAAAACGACCCCGACCGUCGCACAGGACGCGGCCAUGAGGUCACUCCAGGAGACCUGAUCCUUCACGAUGAAUACAUUGACUUUCGCGCUCUCGUGUACAAGAAGUAUCCCGGCUACCCAGGCGUUGCACAAGGAGAAGAGAUGGAUACUUCUAUCAAGGAGGCUUGGGACGACAACGAGAGGUGGCACACCGGCUUCAACUACAAGUAUGGCGGUAACAUGUUCAACCACGUCUGGCCUUGUGGCUGCGAAAAGCUAAGAGGUGAGAGUGAGGACGAGGAGAGCGAGGAGGAGUAG